Molecule: messenger RNA, 804 nt
Organism: Acanthosepion pharaonis
Lineage: Eukaryota; Metazoa; Mollusca; Cephalopoda; Sepiida; Sepiidae
Source: the annotation of a GenBank genome assembly
AUGACACGGGCAAAACCUUGGACACUCCUUCGCCAAGAAACUGACAGAGCGCUACCACGUCAACAGGAAUGUAGCAACCGACAAUUGGUUCACCUCUGUGUCGCUCAUCCAGGAUAUGCUGCACAAUUGUGGGAUGACGCUAAUUGGGACAGUCAGGGGAAACAAGUCAGAGAUACCAGAAGAGAUGAAGGACAAGACCACACGCUCUCCAGGUUCCAGUGCCUUUGUGUUCAAGAAGAACAUGUCACUGGUGUCGUAUGUGCCCAACACCCCUUCCAGCAAGAGAAUUGUCUUCCUCAUAUCUUUAAUGCAUGGAAAGCCAACCAUCAUCGAGGACUACAACAGGACGAAAGGAGGAGUGGAUACUUUCGACCAAAUGUGUGUUCAAUAUUCGUGUGGCAGGAAGACCAAGAGAAGCCGCAGCAGCUCAGGGCCAUUGAGCCCCCCCCCCCGCUUCAGCAGUGGCUCACAGGACCUGGAAAGCCGUAUGAGGAGUUUGGAAGUCCGCUCGAGACCAGUACCCGCUUCAGCAGUGGCUCACAGGACCUGGAAAGCCUAUCUAUCUAUCUAUCUAUCUAUCUAUCUAUCUAUCUAUCUAUCUAUCUAUCUAUCUAUCUAUCCUCCUUUUUCUUUCUUUCUUUAUAUAUAUAUAUAUAUAUAUAUAUAUAUAUAUAUAUAUAUAUAUUAAAAUUAAAACAUCUAUCUAUCUAUCUAUCUAUCUAUCUAUCUAUCUAUCUAUCUAUGUGCAUUAGAAAUUUUAAAUUUGGCUCAUAUGUGUACACUGGACAAAAACAUUCAAUCUAG